Messenger RNA from Parnassius apollo (apollo), 399 nucleotides. NCBI's taxonomy places the organism in Eukaryota, Metazoa, Arthropoda, Insecta, Lepidoptera, Papilionidae. The record is from the annotation of a GenBank genome assembly.
AUGACCGAGAUUCAGAAUGUCUACAAAGAAACAAGAUUCUCAGUUUUCUGCGACAACUUCUUCACAGGAUUACCGUUGAUAACGGCAAUGAAAGAAAAAAAUAUUUUAGUGACAGGUACAGUACGUAGUAAUCGCACUGACAAGUGUCCUUUGAAAUAUGAAAAAUUAUGCAAGAAGGAACAGCGAGGUUACCAUGACAGCCGGCUCGAUCUAAACAGCGGCAUCUGUGCAGUGCGCUGGAACGAUAAUAGUGUAGUUACUCUGUUAUCCAGUGAAUACGGCGUGGAGCCUAUACGAACUGCAAGGAGAUACUCAGCUGCUCAAAAGCAAAGAGUAAAUGUACCACAACCAACGAUGUGCACCAAUACAAUCGUUUUAUGGGAGGGGUUGAUCGGUUAG